AUGGCUUCUGAAAUUGACACUUUAAAAACAAAUGAAUUUUUACGAAGACGGAAGUUAAGACUACAACAGGUUAGGGAACAAUCAAAAGACAUAGCUAAGAAAAUUAGACAACGCGCUAAGGUAGAAAAGUUGCGGCAUGUAACAGAUAUUGAUGCUCAAAAAGAAAAAGAAUAUCUUGAUUGCCAAGAGAAAUUAGUUAAACGUUUAGAAUUAUUAUACGCUAAGAGCUUAGAAAAUGUUGGUUCCAGUCACAAAAGUGCAUGUGAUAUUCAACAAGAUGAUGUAGAGAAAAAAGAUUUAUCCAAACUACAUGGCAAAGAAGCUGUUGCUGAAUUAAGAAAAAGAAGGCAAGCACAGUUAGAUGAACAAAAAAAGGUUUUAGAUCGGAAGUUGCAAGCAAGGGAGAUAGCGAAUGAACUAAGCCGUGAAAAAUCUUCAGUAGUGAAGAAUUUGGCCAAACAAUCUUUAAAAAAAAAAGACGAGCCUAUAAGCAAAGAUUCAGUUAAUUUUUAUGAAAUCAAUAAGGAAAAGGACACUCAAAAUAAAGAAACAGACAAUAAUUCUAGUAAAGCAAAAGCUGAUAUGGGUACACAAUGGGAGUGUGAUGAAUUACUAAAUGAAUGGGAACAUAAUGUACCUGCAUUAUCUUUACCAAAAGAGGACAAUGUUAAAGAUACUGUUAAUGAAAAUGAAAAAUCAGAUAAAAAUAAAAAACUUGACCUAUUUGCACUGAGUGAUGAGAUGCCAUCUAGUCUCCGUGGAGGGCUAACAAAUGUUCCUGAAGAUAUUGUUCCUAUGAAGCCUUCGUUAAGUCUUGUUUCAGAAUAUUUACAAAAUAGAAAUUUAAAAUUAAGACAACCUGAACUAAACAAAAAGCCAGCAGAAGAUUUACAAAGCAUAAAACAGACUAUUCUACGUACUAGGUCUUCAAAAGCUGAUGUGAAAGAAAAGUCUUCAAGAUCAACGGAAUCUGAAAUAUGUUUAAGUAGAAAGAAAUCAGUGUCAGUCUAUAACCACAAUACAAGGGAUAUAUUAGAUAUGCCAUGUGACAAGGAUAAAUUUGUUUAUAGAGACAAUAGAACUGAUGAAGAUGCAUAUGCGCAAGCUUUAAAAGAAACGAAUAGUGUUAGCAAUAUAGAAAGUGAACAACUAAACAAAAAGCAAGAGGAUUUAAGGAAUAAAAUAGCAAUAACAAGGCAGAAUGUUGACAAGGAAUAUAGAGAUACUUUAGCUUUUUUAAACUCUCUCCCAAAAGAAACAGGGUCAAAACCUAAUAGAAAAAUGUACAUGGAUGGUGAACAACAACAAUUGUUAAAAGAUAGACAUCAAAGAAAAUUGCAACAAGAGUAUAAAAAAAUUGAAAAAGAAUGCUUGAAGCAUAAUUGCAAGCAUUCCAAAAGAAAGUCAACAGUAUUAGAUAAAAGUAGAAGCAAAUCAAAAUCACCAGUUAUUACUGAAGAACUCGACGGUAGAGACUUUGAAUAUUCCUGGAUGCCUGUACCGGAAAGUGAUGGGAGCCUUGCAAUUCAUACAAUACCUAAUACAAGAAAACAAGGAAACUCUGUGAAAUUUAGUGGGACUGACAGCUAUCAUGAGUAUAGAUCACGACAUAAACACACCCCACCUACAAAAGAAGUGGAUGACGACCGACCAAACAAGAGAGUUGUUGAAACUGUUAUCCUUCAGAAUGAGUCGGAAAAUGAAUCUUCUCUUUCUUCAGAAACCAGUUCCGUGGAAAAUCUUAGUCUGGAAAGAGAUAAAAGUGUGUCUAAGGUAGAUUCUAAAAUACAAGAUGCGGAGAGGAUAAUAAUUUAUAAGAUUUUGAAUUCUAGAAAGGACAAGAAAAGCAAGAAUAAGAGAUCGGAAGUCUCUCACAAAUCUGCAAACCAUAAAAAUCUUGACUCUAUUAUCAAUAUUCAGGACAGUACUACAGUAUCCCAAAAUGUAGAUAAAACUGUAAUGGUUGAACCAAAAGGUGUUUCUUUUGACCAAAUGCAUGAAGGUGUCUAUAAAGCCGUGAGUAAGGAUGGGGAUAAUAUUACUUCUAUGUACUUUUCGGAGGAACCAAAUGUAAACAAGAGAAACGAUUAUAACACAGGUGUACAAAACACGGAAGAUAAAACUGAUCAGUUUUGCAGUUGUGGCAAAAAUCAAUCAAAAACUCAACAACAGAAAGAUAUUGACAAGGAAGUUGGAGACAAUGCACCAAGAUUAACAGAUCUUAGUAACUGUAAAUGUGUCAACGUUGGAAUUGAAAGUAGUAAUUUAACUCAAUCAUCAGCAGCCACAUCCACUACGUCAUUCAAAACUGCACCUAAUAAAGCUAAUAAUGAUAAUCCAGAUGGUGGAUUCCUUAAACUGUUAGACGAAGGGGCAACUGAGACUGGUAAAUUUUAUAUUGGUGCUUCUGGAUUUAUUAAAGACGACAAUUAUGAAGUCGUUAUACAAUUAAGGAAGAAAGAAGCUGAAAAGACUAUAAAUAAGGAAGUUAAAGACGUGGUACUACCAGAAACCCCUGUAAAAGCCUCAACUGUAGAUGAAAAUAAAAUAAACAGUGCAGAUAAAUGUAUGGAAAAAGAAAGUGCGGAGUGCUCAAAACCCUCUGAUGUUACGGUUGAUAAAGAGACUACCACAGAAAAAAGUUGCACAGAAACAACAUUACAGAAAGAAGAACAAAAAUCACAUGAGCAAAAUGAAGUUCAGUCUAAAACUCGUAAUAUGUGCGAAAAAGCAGUACACACGUUAUUCCAAGAUACAUACCCAAUUCCUAUGGAUGCGCCUAAAACUGAUCCUAUACAAAGACCUGCCACUUCGACAUAUACACAAACCUCGUUCAACUCUUCAAUACAACGACCGGUCUUCAUGCACAUGAGCUCAUCUACUUCCACUGCAUACAUGAGUCCACCAGAACUAAUACUACCUAAAUUUCUUAGAAACGGCUAUGUUUUAAGUCAUGAAGAAAUGUAUGAAUCUGAAAAUACUAUUCAUCAAUUAGAGUCACAAUACGAAGAGAUAGAGACAAGAAGUUGUAGAAAAUAUAAAGACUGCAAAUCUAAACACUGUACGUGUUCUGUAAAGGGCACAUUGCAUAAAAAAAGAUAUCAAACUAGAAAAAAAAUGGACACUCCCCCAAACACAGCAAGAAAUAAUAGAUCAUUUAAUGAUUCAAAUGAAAUCAAGAAGCAUAAAUGUAAAUGUCAUAAGUGCAAAAGUCGUAAUGAAACUAAAAUUUGUUCCAAAUCUCAUAGAAAAAGAUUAAACAGCUCCUUGUAUACGAAAUCUUCGAAAGAAUUGAUUGAAGUCAAUGCAAAAUCACCUGUGACUCAGUCAUCUAAACACAAAGUUUUAAAAGGCCCGAUAAAAAAUAAACCUAGUGAAUCGAAAAUAAACCCUGUAUUAAAGAAUUACGUUCACAAACUUCUAGCUCUAAAUAAAGAAGGAUUAAAAGCAGUUGAAAUAAUAAACCAGGACUGCAGUAUACCUACUACACCUGGUAGCUCAAUAAUAAACUUACCAAGUAACAACGCUCUCACACAAAGACAGUCAUGUUUAGAUAAUAAAAUAUCUCUAGAACAAAUAAAAAAUAUUCUUAGAAAACAAAUUUUAAAGGAUCACUUUGAAGAACCAGGGACUGGGCAGAGCACAAGCUUGAAACAUACGGAGAGUCAAAUUGAAAAGGCGCCAAUUACAACAGUGAGAUUACCAAAAAAGAAACCAUUGCAUAAGGUUAAAUCUCUUAACAUUUCCAGACAGUUUCAAAAGAGAAAGAAAUGUGACGCUCAACGUUCUGCUCGUUUUACUAAAACAAUAACAUCAACUUCUUCAUCUACAAGAGAAGAGAAGAAGGUUUUAAGUAAUGAAGCAAAAAAUGUUAGGUCCAGAAGUAAAUCUUCUCCUACGCCCAGACCAUACGUAAAUUCAGAAUAUAAAAAUAGCACUAGUUCUGAUAUAACAGACCGAAUCCCAAUGAAAAAUUGCAAAGAAAUCGGCAAAACUAGACAUAUUCAGGUUAAUACUAAUUCUAAUUUAUCAGAAAAUUCUAAUUCAAAACACCCCGGAAAAUCUUUAAAUUUACCAGCACCAAACAUAUUGAAAUCAAUGUCAUCGGAUUCAGAAAUACAUAGCGCUUUACUUAAACGUCUGAAUGUGCAACAAAUACCAUCAAAUAUAUCGACACAAACAAAAGGUCUCAUAGAUACGGAAAUUAAUUUCAUGAAGAUAGCGGAAGAUAAGCUUCAGAAUAUGGAAAAAAUAGCAGACUUAACAGACAGGUGUACUAAACGUUUAUCUAAUUUAGCAAAAGUUUUAGAAGAAGUUAGAAGAAAUAAAUCUUUAGUUUACAGCCAAAUUUCUACUUCUGAUUCAACGUCGGAACCAGAAAGUAAAUCUGAUAAAAAUAAGAUUGCUGACACACACAGGGUAACUCCGCACGAGUUCAUUCAGGACAAAGAAAUAACUCAGACCCCUUCAGAUACACCUCCACUUACAUUACCGCCAACUUUAGAUGAAAAAACGUUACAUAAGAAAGAUUCUUUAGAAUUUACACCAUUUCUAAAAGACAUUCCUAAACCAAACAUUUUCAAAACACCUUCAAAUAAAACAUCUUCAUUAAAUGACAUGACAAAGCCUACGUCUAUCUUACAUACUGAUCAUAUGGACACGAAGACUAGAGGAAGGCCACCUCCAGCUUUAACUCGACAUCUCAAAAAUGGACAAGAAACCGUCAUACCUCAUGAACUAUCAACGGUUAUUGAAGUAGAUUCUCCUAUGAGUAUAAAACUUAAAAAUCAAUCUUCGCGCCACGAUACUAAAGUAGAUAUGCCUGACAAAACAAAAAGAUUUGUUGAUGAAACUGACAAUAUUUCAUGUAUGACUCAAACUAUGAUUGAUGGAUGCACCGAAAAUAAGGAACAGCAAGUUAAUCCUGAGUUAUUGCAAAGAAAUGUAAAUCUUGAAAAGGCUCUAAGAUUCGCAUCAUCAUCUAAUGAAUCUUCAGAUGAUUCUAAAGUACGUAUGAUGAAUAUGAAACAUUUUAAUAAUAUCAUGUUAAAACCUUUUAUUAGCCUUCAAGAUUAUGCUAAGCAAUGCAAUAUUGGACUUGAUGAAGGUUCAAACCUCGAAGAUGCCGCGAAAGCUGAAGCUGUUAACGAUGAUUUAAGUUCCCUCCAUUCUGACGGCAGUUUACCUGAUGUUAUUGCGGAACUAUUGAAAAGAAAUAUUAUCAGCGAGCCUUUUAAAUUCGAUACAGGUUCUAAUGUAAACUCGACUACAAUAUCCUCGGAGUCAACAUUGUCGCUGAUAGCUCUGUCAAAAGCAAGAAAAGAUAAAAAGAAGUCCGGCGUGUUUUUGAAAAAUAAAGAAAAUAUGGAAGAAACCUCUGAAACAUUGAGCGUGUCUUCUAAUCCUGACUUGGAAAAUGCAUUUAAAAAACUCGGAAUGGGAUGGGCUUCCUCUACAUUAAAAAAAACAAAAGAGACACUAGCUUUGUCAUCGUCGUCGAAUACUUCUAGCUGUAGCAUGACGCAAUUCAAAAUCAAGAGUUUCAGUCAAGACGUUCCUGUAUUCGCAUCAGAUUCUACGUCAUCGUUAGUGGACGACUCCAAUAAACGAGAAAAACGAAAGUUAUCUUCAGGUCAUGUUAAUGAAAAUUCAAAGAACGCUGUUCAACAAACAUCGUUAACUAACUCAAUGACUGUGAAAGAGUUUUUAACUAACGUGUUAGCUAACAAAAUCACCUUUAGCAAUAAAUCUAAUAAAAACGAAACUGACCGCUCUCAGCCCGAGUUCAUAUCUCUGUACGAAACCAAUAUACCUGAAGAUAUGAAAUUAACUAAUGUUAGAAACGAAGAGGAUCAAUCGAGUGUAUCAAGUGCUAAUAAUAAUAGAGCUCGAACUUCUACUCCGGUGCAAAUUUUUAAGUCUACGGCGUAUCAGUCAAGUUCUAGCUCUAACACGUCUAAUGGAUUAUUCAGUAAUGCUGACGAUUUGUCCUCUGUCAAGGUAACGUCCACCUCCAUACGCAACCAUUCCACGUCCGAUAAGGAUGAGCUGACCAUUCCAAAUUACAGUUUAAGAACAAAGAAAGGAUUUUCUGAUCGUAGCAAAAGUGAU
This is a messenger RNA of Brenthis ino (lesser marbled fritillary), 6111 nucleotides long. Lineage: Eukaryota; Metazoa; Arthropoda; Insecta; Lepidoptera; Nymphalidae. The record is from the annotation of a GenBank genome assembly.